Penicillium argentinense is the source of this 2331-nucleotide messenger RNA. Its product is annotated as CCAAT displacement transcription factor COY1. Gene Ontology annotation, cellular component: Golgi membrane. The record is from RefSeq and is a predicted model, not a curated record. The coding region runs from base 1 to 2331 and encodes 776 amino acids. The transcript has a single exon. NCBI's taxonomy places the organism in Eukaryota, Fungi, Ascomycota, Eurotiomycetes, Eurotiales, Aspergillaceae. Gene Ontology annotation, biological process: intra-Golgi vesicle-mediated transport.
AUGGAUUCCUUCGCCAUUACAGAGGGCCUUGCAGCCCAGGAACGAGACCAGCCGGAACCAGCCAACAGCAAGCUGUCCGAAGAGACAAACAAGUUCCAGCGCGCUAUUGCAGCCUGGCGAGGUAAAGACCCAUUCGGCCUAGAAUACAACCUCGUUGGAAGACAUGUACUAAAAUCUCAAACAGGAAUUGACCUAGCCUCCACAAUCGCCAAGCUCGAUACGACCGCCUCAGAUAUUGUUGCGCAACAGCGGGAUGCCCUCGUCCAGAGAAAGGAUCUGGCCCAAAAGACCAAGGACUUCAAGAAACUGGAGGACGAAGCCAAACUCGCGGAGUAUAAGGGACUGUUGAAGGCCUAUCAGUCCUUUAUCGACCUUUUGACCAACCAAGGAAAGGCGUCUUCGUCCUCGUUCCUACAACUCUACUCGUCUCUAUCGGAGGCCCCGGAUCCCUACCCACUUCUCGAAGCGUCCGUCGAUUCUCUGGUCCUGUCAGAAGACACCGUUCCCAAACUGAGUUCCGAGCGCGACCAAUUGCGGUCUUCAGUCGAGCGUCUUACAAGACAGCAAGAGGAGACCGAGAAGCGUCUCCAGGAAGAGCGUGCGGCCAGGAAGAAGCUCGAAGAUAACCAAGAGACCCGAGCCAAGGAAAUCGAAUCUUCCUGGGAGGCAGUGCUGACGGAAAAGACCAACAAUUGGGCCUCCAAAGAAAAGAGCUUAGAGGAAAAGGUGGACAACCAAGAACGUUUGAUCAAGGAACUCAAGGCAAGCUACGAGGUUUCUCAGCGCCUGGUGGGAGAUGAUGAAAAUGAGGACGCACGGAAUGGUGCUACUGCGGCGGAAUUGGAGCUCGUGUCUGCUGAUUUGGAGAAAACAAGCUUGCGGCUGGCGGACGUGGAGGCUCGGAACGAGCAACUGCGACUAGAGCUGGCCCAGGCCGUUUCGCAUUCCAAUCCGGAUCAGUCGACUGCUGUGGAGGAUGAUCCCGCGUAUCAGCGUCUGCAAUCGGAGAACUCCUCUUUGCUGAGGAAGCUGGAUGCCGCGCGCUUUGAUAAGGAUUCAACACGACACUCGUGGGAGGCUAAGCUCCUCCAAGCCGAGAGAAAUGCCACCAAGUCCGCCGCCGAGAGGGAUGAGCUGCGCUCGCGUCUCGAGAAGGUUGCAGACUAUGAUGACAUUCGCCGCGAACUGGAGAUGAUCAAGUCAAUUGAAUUUACAGCUGGUGAUGACGAAGAGACUGAUGAGACAACUGCGGAGGGCGAUGCGACAGGAGCCAACGGGUCGUCAAAGACGAAAGAGAAGAAUUCUCUAGAGCAGCUUUUGCUCGCCCGGAACAAAAAGUUGACGGAUGAUUUGGCAGUGCUGCGUGUAUCAAGCCGUGAUCUUCAGGGUCAGCUCGAGACCUUACGGGGCGAGCUUUCGACGACAAAGGAGGAGCUUGAGAAGUCUCGCGGUCUGUCCAGUACACUGGAAAACGACCUCCUUCAGGUGCAGCAAGAAGCAGCCAACGCCUUCCCAUCCGGGGCUAUGUCUGUUGCCGGUACCUACGCUUCCAGGUAUCCGCACUCGUCUCGGCGUGGUGCUUCUUCGCCCACAUCGUCCAUUAUCUCCGGGUUUGAUCAGAGCACCGCUUCUGCAAACACAAUGGAUGCCAUUCGUGCGGGAGAAGCGGUUGGAGGAGGCUCUGGUCUUCUGCCCAUGAUUCAAGCGCAGCGCGACCGCUUCAAGAAGAAGAACUCCGAGCUUGAAGAGGAAUUGUCCAAGAUGUAUUCUACCGUGAAAUCACUUCGGCAGGAGGUUGCGUCCCUUCAAAAGGACAACCUGGGUCUCUACGAAAAGACUCGUUAUGUGUCGACAUACAGCCGUGGUCAAGGAGCAUCAACGUCUGCAUCCUCGUUCGCAAACGCGCCCAGCUCAACAUCCAUUUACACCUCUUCGGAGACACCAUCAGGCCUGUCCCUUGAUCGGUACCAGUCUGCCUAUGAGGCACGGAUAUCUCCUUUCGCUGCCUUCCGAGGCCGCGAAUCGGCGCGCGCAUACAAGCGCAUGAAUCUUCCCGAGCGCAUCGUGUUCUCCCUCACUCGAAUAAUCAUGGCCAAUCGAACGAGUCGAAAUCUGUUUGCGGGCUACUGCUUUGCGCUACACCUUUUGCUCUUCGUCAUGCUCUACAUGAUGAGCACGGUGGAGAUCGAGAAACACAGUGCUAUGAGCGCUGUGGGUAGUGCAGCUGCAGCUGCAUAUGGCAACAGUGGCGGCGGGGUUGGCUCGGCGAGUAGUGGUGGUCAGCUGCAUGGUGACGAUUGGCAACAGGAGGGUUUCAACCAAGCAAGCUGA